Besnoitia besnoiti is the source of this 2331-nucleotide messenger RNA. RefSeq names its product PWI domain-containing protein. The coding region runs from base 1 to 2331 and encodes 776 amino acids. The transcript is spliced from 16 exons. Gene Ontology annotation, biological process: mRNA processing. Gene Ontology annotation, molecular function: RNA binding. The record is from RefSeq and is a predicted model, not a curated record. Lineage: Eukaryota; Apicomplexa; Conoidasida; Eucoccidiorida; Sarcocystidae.
AUGCACCCCGGAGGGCUACCCGUCAUGCCUGGCGGUGGCGUGCCGCCUCCCGGCCUGACGAACUUUGGCCGCCCCGCUGUGCCGGGAGCGCCUCCACUUCUACAGCCGUUCGGCCUGCCCCCCAUGCCCUCUCUCGGCAUGCUGCCUGCGUCUCCUGCGCCGUCGCUGUUGAUGCCGCCGCGCGGCGCGGGGGCCCCAGGGGCGUUUUUCCAGCCGAGCGGCUCGCUCAGUUCGCGAGCCAGUCAGAGCGCCGCGCUGCAGCCUGCAGACAAGGCCGAGGAGAGCAAAGCAGCCACGGUGUACGUCGGCAACAUCCACCGCCGUGCAGACAAUGACUUCAUGCGGAUUCUGCUCUCGGAGUGCGGGCGCGUGGUCCGCUGGAACCGCCAAGCAGACCCUACAACAGGACAGCUGGCUGCGUUCGGCUUCUGCGACUUCCACGACCCGGUCGGCGCCCUGAACGCCUUGGAAGUUCUCCCCGAGCUCGUUAUCGGCGGCAAGGCUCUCAAGGUCAACUGCAACGACAAAGUUCGCGCGGAGAUCAACCGCGUGCGAGAAGACCGCGUCCUCUCCACCAUGCAUACGUUUCGAGACAAGACGCGGGAAGAAGUUGAGAAAGAGAUCGAGGAGGAGACCUCGCGGCUGCGGAGCGCGGUGAUGGAGAUUGUGAAGAGGAAAGAAGCGCAAAUGCGAAAGUCGGGCAGGGAGGAAAAGAGUUCGCGCGGUCGCCGCGACGAGAGCAAAGAACGAGGCAGCAAGAAGGCCUCAUCCAGGGCGUGCGUAGUCUUCGCGAGGGUUGGGAUUCCUGUCUUCUUUCCCGCGCGUAUUAUUGUUCGCUUCUGCCCGCGUUUUUUCAGCGGCGACGCGGACUCUCGGGCCUCCUCGCGGCGGGCUUCCGCGGACAACGGGAAGGCUGCGUCGCCGCCUGAGCCGGCUGCGCCGCUGCCUGCGAACGCGCCGCCAGGGCCGCCCGGCAAAGAGGGCGACGCCACAAGCGUCGUCGCGGCCGCCGGCGGCAUCGGCACGUUCGCAGGCUUGAAUGCACUCAAGCAACUCGACCCCGAGCUCGCGGAGGCCGCUUCCUCGUGCUCAGUCUACCGCGUCGGACCUGACGGAAAGGAUCGCAGAGGAUACAUCUCAGAGGACUACCGCCCCUGUCGCCGCGAGCUUGAGAGACUUCAUCAUCUGGAGAGACGCGACGCAGAAUUCGACAGGGAGUUUCGGCGACGCGAGGCGGAGUGGAUCGCCCGCGAAGAAGAGUUCAUCAGGAAUCGCGAAAAAGAACUCGAGUUGGAGCAGGAGAUUCGCGACAGCGACCGGCAGCAGCUCAUCAACGAAGAUCUCCGCGGGGAAUGGUGGGACGGGCUCGAAGACCCGCGCCGGCGGCAGGAGCGCAAGCGCCGCAGGAAGCGCGAGGCUGAAGACGACGCGUUUGAUCGCGACGAGGAAGAAAAGGAACAGCGAGAAGAAGAACGAAAACGCCGCGAGGAAAAGAAGCGCAACCAGUCCCGACAAGAGGCCGGCGACAGCGACGCGCGCAGCGGCAGCCUCCAGCGCGAGCGCGAGAGAGAAAAAGAGCGCGCGCGAGAGAGAGAGAGGGAGAGAGAGAGGAAGGAACGAGAAGAAUCUUCGCGUAGCGCGUCCUCGAGUUCGUCUUCGCGACAUGUGGAGAAGAAAAUGCCCGCGAGCUCGCCGUCGUCGGGCGAUCGCGCCGCGGAGGCCACCCAGGCGAAGGGAGGCAAAGCGAAGGAAGAAACCGGACGGGACGCAGAGAACAGAGACAGAAAAGAGAAGAAGGACUCGAGGCGAAUCAAGGCAGAGCUGCGCACGAGCUUGGCGCAGCAGCCUUCUUCGCAGGUGUUGGCAUUUUUCAACGACGAAGACGGAGUGUUUGACGGCGAGAAGCGAAAGCACAGGCCGCUCACGAAGCUCGAUCACCAUCGCGACGCCACAAACAGAAUGCAGAAAGCGCAAGAGACUCUCAAAGUCAUCGAGCACUCCAAAAAAAUUCUCGCUUCAGUGCCGACAGAGAAGAGCAAGCUCUUCGCCUUCAACAUUGACUGGUCGCUCUUGAUUUCGAAAAACAUCUUGGAAAUCAAGUUGCGGCCGUGGGUGCGAAAGAAGGUGUGCGAGUUCAUGGGCGCGGAGGAGAGUCUGGUGCUGGAGGUGAUCGACUACAUCAUCAAGCGGGUGUCUGACCGGCCGCAGGCUGAGGAGUUGCUGGGCGAACUGGCGAAAUUCCUCGACGAAGAGGCCGAAGGGUUUGUGAGGAACAUGUGGCGCCUGCUCAUCUACGAGCAACUCAAACUCGCGCAGCCGCCUUCGCCGUAA